Molecule: messenger RNA, 2183 nt
Organism: Manduca sexta (tobacco hornworm)
Lineage: Eukaryota; Metazoa; Arthropoda; Insecta; Lepidoptera; Sphingidae
Product: glucose dehydrogenase [FAD, quinone]
Exons: 4
Coding region: 50-1897 (615 amino acids)
Molecular function (GO): ecdysone oxidase activity; flavin adenine dinucleotide binding
Source: RefSeq, a predicted model, not a curated record
UUUACAGUUACUCGCUAACGGUGUCUAAGUAAGCACAUUGUUUGUGAAAAUGAAAUGUGAUUCGUGCCUCAUGCCAACCGUGGGGACAGCGCCACAGGUGUUCAAUUCAGCAUUUCAGUUUUUUGCAGCUGCUCAAUGUCUGAUUACAGAAAAUUGGCCUACAAACGCUGAUGUAUGUGACUUUGAGACUUUUGAUUUCAUCAUAGUCGGUUCUGGUUCGUGCGGAUCCAUAGUGGCAAAUCGACUUAGCGAAAAUCCAAAAUGGAAAAUAUUAUUGAUAGAAGCUGGCGGUAUCCCGCCCGUCGAGAGCAUAAUAACAGCAUUCGAUCAACAGCUUAUGGGUAGUGAAUUUGACUGGGAUUUUAGAACGGUGAAUGAUAAUAAAACAAGUCAAGCUUUAAUCAAUGGGUCAGUACCGUGGCCUCGUGGUAAAUUGCUUGGCGGUGGCUCCAGCCUCAACGGAAUGAUCUACAUAAAAGGAAACGACAAUGACUUUUUGCGUUGGUAUAACGCCGGUAACAAGGAAUGGCAUCCAAACGUCACAAGGAAAUAUUUUGAAAAAGUCGAAAAACUAAAGGAUAAAAAUCUUUUAAGAGAUCCGGCUACUAGAAACAACUACGGCCACAAUGGACCAGUUAUAAUAGAUUCUUUACAAAGUCCAUACAGAAAUGUUACCAAGUAUGUUAUUGAUGCAUGGGAUGAAAUUGGUUUAAAGCGUAGUCGUGAUGUGAGUGCCCUUAAUGCGUUUGGAGGUGGAACUUUUAGGGUUACGUCAUAUAAGGGCAGAAGACAAAGCACAGCGAAAUCGUACCUCAACACAAUCAAGAAAAGGAAAAAUUUAAAAAUAUUGUAUAAUGCAUUUGUGACUGAAAUUCUAGUUAGUUCCAACGAUAAAACUGCUUAUGGCGUAAUGGUUGAAGUUAAUGGUGAAAAGAAAGUAUUCUAUGCUCAACUAGAGGUAAUAGUUAGUGCCGGAACUAUAAGUACGCCUCCGUUACUAAUGUUGUCAGGUAUAGGACCUUGUGAUCAUUUGAGGGCUAAUAAUAUAAAUUGCAAGGUCAACUCGCCUAUGGUAGGGCAAAAUUUGCAAGAUCAUUAUAGCGUACCUGCAGUCACUGUAUACGGCGAUAUACCCAAAUUACAGACCACUGAGGAACAAAACUUCGACGUCAUAAGAUAUUUGUACAAUCGAGAAGGAUAUCUUUCGUAUAUAAGUUCAGCUGAUGUAACGGCCUUAUAUUCUUCAUCUGAGAAUGCUUCUUAUCCAGAGUUUCAGGCUUUUCUUGUAAUUUAUGAUAAAAAUUCGUCCGGGAUCCAAGAAGGUUUAUCUAGACGUAUGUUUAAACAAAGUGUUAUAGAUUCUAUAUCGGAAAUUAACGUCGAUCACUCGUUGUUCCAAUUCACAUUCGUACUUCUACAUCCGAAGUCUCGAGGAAACAUAUCUUUAAGUUCGAAUAAUCCCAAGGAUAAACCACUCAUUUAUGCAAAUUCGUUUGAUCAUCCUCAAGAUAUUAAAAAAACCCUUAUCGGCAUGAAGAAGUUGAUCAGUGUAGUAAAUAGUACAUAUUUCAAAUCCAUUGGUGGAUUUUUAGGUAGAAUAAAAUCUGAAGAAUGUGAUAAUUUUGCUUUGGAAAGCGACGAUUAUUUAGUAUGUAUUUCUAAGUAUAUGUUGACCACGAUAUAUCAUCCUGUUGGGUCUUGUAAGAUGGGUCUUGAUAUAAAUACUUCCGUGGUGGAUAGUCGUCUGAGGGUGCACGGUUGUAAAAACCUUCGAGUGAUAGACGCUAGUGUUAUGCCUACACAAAUUAGUGCUAACACAAACGCUGCAAGUAUGAUGGUGGGUGAGAGAGGGGCAGAUUUAGUUAAAGAAGACUACAAUUAUACGACGUCGCACUAAUAGUAUAAUGUCUGAGAGUAAAGAGUAAAGUAAAAGUAUGCAUUACAAGUAUGUGAAUAAAAAAGAAAAUAUGCACAUUAUGUUAUUUAAUUAAAACUGAACAUUUCUGCAACAAGACAAUUUUACCAGGACACGCAGUUACUUUCAGACAAUAUUUGAGGUAAAGAUGAUAUUGUUAUUUUAAUUUGUACUCCGAAUAUACGUCUUCGUGUUAUUUUGAAAUGGUAUAAAAUAAUAACGAAUUAUUAAUAUUACUUCGCGUGUAAAUUAUAUGUAAAAUUGAUUU